Anthostomella pinea is the source of this 1401-nucleotide messenger RNA. NCBI's taxonomy places the organism in Eukaryota, Fungi, Ascomycota, Sordariomycetes, Xylariales, Xylariaceae. The record is from the annotation of a GenBank genome assembly.
AUGGUCAUUCAAAAGCGUCAAAUCCUCUGGGACUGGACCAACACAGGUGGUGCAGGAAACCCCGGCAUCCCUGGCAAGAUCGACCAAGUCCCCUUUGGCGGCCAAAGCCCCGUUGCCUCCGUCGUGAACUGGAAUGUGUGGGUACCCCCUGAGCUCAAAGACAGGGCGCCUUUCAGGCCCAUGGUCCGCGGCCUCGAUAACACGAAGGGCAACGACUGGGCUAUCGUCCAGGACACCAAGUACCCCAUUAUCCUCUUCCUCAACGAGCCCGAGCGUGCCGGCAUCACUCCGGAGCAGGCCAGGGACAUCUGGUACAACCAGAUGCUGCCCCUGAGGAAGAACAAGGGGAAGAAGCUCGGCUCACCGGCUGUCGCCUCUUUUCAGGACGAAAAUGGUCGCAAGUGGCUCGAGAAGUUCAUGUCACUCGUGUCCAAGGAUAUGCCCGACUUUGUCUGCGUCCACUACUACUCCAAGAGCGCGGGCGAUGCCCAGAAAUACAUCCAGGACAUGCACAACAAGUGGCCCAAGCCCAAAGUCAUGGUCACCGAGAUCGCCUGCAUCGACCGCAGCUACCCGAACAUCGUGAACUUCACCGUCCAGAUCUGCAACUGGAUGGACAAGCAGGACUGGGUCGCCGAGUACGGCCUGUUCGACUUCCAGCGCAAGGUGGCGGACGGCUUCGUCAGCCCGGCCGCGCAGCUCAUGGACGCAAACGGCAACUUCACCGAGCUGGGCAAGAUGUACGUGCACCAGCAGCCCAUGACAGCCCCCGGAAAAGCUUCCAUCGCCACGAACACGCUCGUUGCGGCGGCGGAUGUCACCGGAGACCAGGACGUGCUUGCGGAAGCGAAAGACGGCGACGCGAAGACGGGCCAGCCACUAUCACACGACGCGAGCGAUGUCCACGUCGCUGAGGCUCCUGCGGAGGGCGAAAUCCAGGGGCUCGCGGCGUUCAGCAUAGCCGCAACCCUGGGGCCUGACCAGCAGAACGCCUUGAACGCCCACAAUCAGAAGCGCAAGGGCAAGGGCCUCCCGGCGCUUGCGUGGGACAGCCAACUUGCCAGCAACGCGGAGAGCUACGCCAAGCACCUUGCUCAGAUCGGCAAGCUCGAGCAUUCUGCUGGCGACCAGCGCCCGAACCAGGGCGAGAACCUCGCGUGGGCUUCCGCAUCGAGCACCCCUCUGGUCAUGUCUGCCAACAUGUGGCUCGCCGAAGAGAAGGACUACCAUGGGGAGCCAAUUGGGCAGGGCGACUUCGGGUCCUACGGCCACUACACUCAAUGCAUGUGGAAGUCUACCACCAAGCUGGGCAUGGGUUGGGCCAAGGAUUCCAAGGGUGGCGUCUAUAUCGUUGGGCGGUACUCGCCCCCUGGAAACUGGACGGGCCAGAAGCCUUACUGA